AUGGCCGAUGCAUCGGUUAGAACCCCACUCUUGGGCCACAUCUCCCGACAGCCGAUCAGGGACCCGCUGGUCAGGAACCUCUGGAGCGAUGUUGGGUUGAUCGCCCAAAUAGGCGUCGCCAGCCUUGUGAUAAUCGUCUGGGUCUCAGUCUUCCUUCGCCCUCUGAUCCUCUUCUCGGGCCAUCCGCUCGCGCAGAGCCUGGGCGUGCUGGCUCUGACCCAAGCCAUUCUUAUUCUCCAACCGACGCACGAGGCUGAUCAAAAGCGCGUCGGCCAACGCUCCCACGCCCUAUUGAACCUAACUUCCUUCGUCUUCUUCGUCACCGGAGUCAGCAUUAUCGAGGUCAACAAGUUCAGGAGCAGUGGCCCGCAUUGGCACUCCGUUCACGGCGUCCUUGGCAUCAUCUUGAGCAUUUGCCUUCUCUUGCAAUAUCUUGUCGGUGUUACCAUGUGGGCCGUACCGAAACUUUAUGGCGGGACCGACAACGCCAGGGCCAUCUGGAAGUACCACCGGGCCACAGGUUACAUUAUCUACUCCGGCUUGCUGGCCACGAUCUUCAGUGCGUUGUGGACCGACUACAACAAGAAUGUUCUGGGAAUCAAGUGGUGGUAUAUCUUGGUUCCCGUCCUCGCUGCUUUCGUCAGUGUGAAUUUUCGGAUUAACCUGGCAAAGUUCGGCCUCUCUGGAAACAAGGUCCAGACAAGGCAAGGAGAGCAAGCGGAAUAA
This is a messenger RNA of Sodiomyces alkalinus F11, 726 nucleotides long. RefSeq lists its product as hypothetical. The record is from RefSeq and is a predicted model, not a curated record. NCBI's taxonomy places the organism in Eukaryota, Fungi, Ascomycota, Sordariomycetes, Glomerellales, Plectosphaerellaceae. The transcript is spliced from 2 exons. Bases 1 to 726 code for a protein of 241 amino acids. Gene Ontology annotation, molecular function: transmembrane monodehydroascorbate reductase activity.